AUGAAGGGUUCUACCAUCGCUACCUCCCUCGUCCUGGGAGCUUCGUCGGUCUUGGCGGCCCCCUCCCACAAUACCAUCAAGGCCCGUGAUGAUGUGACUCCCAUCACCACCAAGGGUAACGCCUUCUUCAAGGGCAACGACCGUUUCUACAUCCGUGGUGUCGACUACCAGCCCGGUGGUUCCGGUGACCUUGCCGACCCUAUCGCUGAUGCUGACGGCUGCAAGCGUGACAUCGAAAAGUUCAAGUCUCUUGGCCUGAACACCAUUCGGGUCUACUCGGUCGACAACUCCAAGGACCACGAUGAGUGUAUGAACGCGUUGGCGGAUGCGGGCAUCUACCUCGUCCUUGAUGUCAACACCCCCAAGUACUCGCUCAACCGCAAGGACCCCAAGCAGUCCUACAACGACGUCUACCUGCAGUACAUCUUCGCCACCGUCGAGAUGUUCGCUCAGUACAAGAACACCCUCGCUUUCUUCUCCGGUAACGAAGUCAUCAAUGACGGUCCUUCCUCCAAGGCCGCUCCCUACGUCAAGGCUGUCACUCGUGACAUUCGCCAGUACCUUCGUGAGCGUAACCUUCGUACCGUGCCCGUUGGUUACUCUGCCGCCGAUAUCGACACCAACCGCCUGCAGAUGGCCCAGUACAUGAACUGCGGUACCGAUGAUGAGCGUAGCGACUUCUUCGCUUUCAACGAUUACUCGUGGUGUGACCCCUCGUCGUUCACCACCUCUGGCUGGGACCAGAAGGUCAAGAUGUUCGACGGCUAUGGUCUCCCUCUCUUCCUUUCCGAAUACGGCUGCAACACAAACACUCGUAAGUUCGAGGAAGUCGAAGCUCUCUACUCCACCAAGAUGACCGGUGUCUACUCUGGUGGUCUCGUCUACGAAUACUCCCAGGAGCCCAGCAACUAUGGUCUGGUAAAGGUCGAUGGCGACAGCGUCAAUGAGCUCAAGGACUUUGAUGCUUUGAAGACCGCCUUUGAGAAGACCUCCAACCCCGAGGGUGACGGUGGCUUCAACAAGACUGGUGGUUCCAACGGUUGCCCCAAGCAGCAGAAGCCCGCCUGGGACGUCGACAACGAUGACCUUCCUGCCAUUCCCGAGCCCGCCAAGAAGUACUUCAAGGACGGUGCUGGCAAGGGUGACGGUUUCUCAGGCUCUGGCAGCCAGUCCAAGGGUACCUCCUCCACCGGCACUGCUGAGCCCGGCUCCGCCUCCGUCUCCGGCAGCGACUACAGCAGCAGCGGCAGCGGUGGUUCUUCUUCGUCCUCUCCCUCUGGCUCCGCGGGUGCUGCUGCCGGUCUUAAGGUUCCCAGCCUGACUAUGGCUCCUGUUGUUGUCGGUAUGGUGACCAUCAUGUCGACCCUGUUCGGUGCCAGCCUGAUCAUGGUCUAA
Molecule: messenger RNA, 1395 nt
Organism: Aspergillus chevalieri
Lineage: Eukaryota; Fungi; Ascomycota; Eurotiomycetes; Eurotiales; Aspergillaceae
Gene: gel1
Product: 1,3-beta-glucanosyltransferase gel1
Exons: 1
Coding region: 1-1395 (464 amino acids)
Biological process (GO): fungal-type cell wall (1->3)-beta-D-glucan biosynthetic process
Cellular component (GO): fungal-type cell wall; cytoplasm
Molecular function (GO): 1,3-beta-glucanosyltransferase activity
Source: RefSeq, a predicted model, not a curated record